GCCAUACUUUAUAGUGAGAGGGGGCGAACGAACAGACUGAAUAAAAUUUAUCAAUAUCAAGAUACUUUAGUACUGGUUCUUAAGUGGGACUUGGAAGAGUUAUGUCUUAGAUAUUAUUUGUUGAGUGAACGCGAUGUUGGUUUCCGUAUAGUAUAGAUAAAUAAUUUUUAAGUGAUAAUGGUUUGUUUGUAUGAAGUUUUUAUUAUGUUAUUUUUUGCUAUUGAAAGUUAACAUCAUGGAAAGUAGUACACGGAAAGAAAAGACAGACGGUCCGAUUAUGCCAAUGAAAGAAUGGGUACGAAGAAUGCAACCUUUCCAGUUGUACGUGGUACUAGGAUUGACAAUAACUUUUUUCAUAAUCGAAUUAAUUAUUAGUCAUCUCACCCAUGCUUUGACUCUGUUAAUGGACUCUUACCACACCCUUGUUAAUAUAAUGGCAUUGGGCGGAUGUAUAGUAACUAUCAAGUAUGCCAAAAAUACUCCAACACAAGUGUUCAAUAUGAAGAAAGGAUCGAGCGUCUCCGAAAGCGUAGGCGAAGAACUAACUUCUUCUAAGUCUACGAAAUGCCAGGAUAAGGAAAAAUCCAAAACGUCCGUAACUACGUCCAAUCAAGAAAAGAAGCUGAAAAAUACAUUUGGCUGGGCCAGAAUCGAUGUUAUAUUUAUGUUAAUUUGUUGCGUUUUUUUAGCUUCGUUAAGUUUCUCAAUUUUAGUGGAAGCAUUACAGACUUUAGUACAUAUUGAUCAUCAUGAUGAGAUGCACCAUUCCAUAUCAGUAUUAUGUAUUGGAGCAACAGGUUUAUUACUAAAUGGAGUAUGUUACCUGCUUAUUGGUGGUUAUACAUUUCACCAAGGAAGCUUCCUUUAUGUAACUGAAAGUGGAAAUGUAGUUUUAAGUAAAGUUGUAGUUGACCAAUCCUUGCAACAAGGAGCCAGGCGUUUGUCUAGAAGUAAAACUAUUCAUCCUAAUGUUAUAAAUCAUAAACAAAGGCAGGGAUUUUGGGAGAUGACAAGAGAUGUUAACGGUUGUAUCCUUGUUGUGAUAUGUGCUCUAAUGGUAUAUUUCAGCGACAAAAACACUGCCAAAUACAUAGAUCCAAUCUUGUCGUUAAUAUCUUCAACAGUAACAAUGUUUUUGAGUUAUCCUUAUAUGAAAGAAAGCUGCCUUAUUCUAUUACAAACUAUGCCGGAUACAAUUGACAUUGAAUCGUUGAAAAUUGAAUUGCUCAAUCAUUUUCCUGAUAUUGUGAAUAUUCACGAUUUUCACAUAUGGCAAUUGACGGCAAACAAGGUCAUAUCAACAGUGCAUAUCAUUUUUCAAAAUCCAAAGGCUUACAAACGAUUAAUAGAAGAAGUAAAAGAAUUUUUUAAUGACAAUGGUAUAACUCACGUUACGAUACAACCAGAGUUUUUCAAAAAAAAUGCUAGUUUGGAUAGUUUAAAUUCAAAGUAUGCGCCAAACUGUUUAGUAACGUGUCUCGGAGAGGGUUGCAAAGACCAUCAUUGUUGUCCAAGUUAUAAGGAUAAACAGAUUUCGAAAUCACACUCCAAAGAAUUAAUAUCAGGUAACCAAACACCAAAUUUAAAAUCGGUGAAGAUUUUGGACAAUGAACUCUCUACAUUGAACGGACAAUUGGGAAGUCUGACAAGUAUCAAAUCUAGUCAAAAAUCUGAAGGAAAUGCACCCUCAUCCAAAUCGACGGAUUCAUUAAAUGAAUCACUAAUAGACAAAGAAAAAAAAUGUACGACAACGAAAACAAAUUCGUUGGACAAAAUCGACGAAAAUCUCAGUGAUAAUUUAACCAAAGAUACAUACGUAGAGAAUAGUAAUGAUGAUCAGAAAAAAAAUAAAAUGAAUGAAAAUAAUACAGUAGAACAUAAUGAGAUUAGUUUAAAAAAAUAGACUCUAUUGACCUGAAAUAUUUAAAACGAAUAAGUUUAGAUAAAGCUCAAAAUAGGUUAAUCUUAUUAGAGAAAUUGUUUACUUCAGAAAGAUCUAUAAUAAGAAGAAAACUUCAUUUUUGCAUUUUAAAAGUUGUUUCAAAAGUCUCAUAAAAUCUCGUGUUCGCGUUUUAAAGUAUUUAACAUCAAAGUUUACAAAAAUCUUGUUUCCAAUAGCUUUCAUAUAUAUGUAUCUUUUACUAUUACUAUUUUCUCCUUUUUAUAUAUACGAAACUGUUUAUAGAUAGAAACAGAAUGCAAGGUCAGCUGUUUAUCUCAUUCUACAAUACAAUAUUCAACACCUAAAAAAUUAUUCACAGAUAAUUUGCAAUUUUAUAAACUAUUAAAUUCAAUAAUCAAAUAUAGAUCUAUAAUUCAUUAUUAUCAUUUGGGUCGUCAAGGACAUUUGUCUGCAAGUCUUCAAUGAUUUGGGGAUCAAAAGUACCAACUUCAUCUAAAUUGCCCGAUACGAAGAAGUCUGAAGACAAGCUUGCCUAUUUCUGGCCACAACCUGUAAAACAUUUUAACACCGAUUUCUUAUAUCUACAUCGUGAACCUCUACAAUUCUUGCACUCGGAAUAUAUUGUAAUUAGUUCCGUAUAAUCCAACCUCAUUACUAGCGCUCUAACUUGAUAAUAGAGAUGGUUAAUGUUUUGAUGAAAAACUGUACAGGUUUACUGAGCUUUAAGUGUGAUACUGUUUGAGCAAAAAGUCCGUGUUCAUAUAAUGUUUGUAGAAUGCAGUUUUUUCAUGAAACACUUGAGUUAGAUGAUUAAAAUUCCUCUGAUAUUCCAAAGAAAGUUUUUUUUUUAAAUAACAGAAUACGUACUACUAAAUACAUGCAGAAUUAAAAUGUGUUUUUUAUAACGAGAAUAUUCAGCCAAUCUCUUUUGAAAGUUGUGAGAUAACUUUUAGAAUGCUAAAAUACAGGUUAAUCGAAUUUUUCGAUUAUUAGAGAUAAAUUCCAAGAUUCCUAUUUUUUUCACUCAUAUUAAUGGCCUAUAAUCACAUUUUUUUAUCAAAAUUGAUGAAAAUAAUUACCGUGUCACGAAUGGCUGGAUAAGAAUAAGGUAUAUCAGAAAUGAUUGUUAUUCAAAUCGAUCUCUAAUUGGAGUUUAUGAUCAAAAAUUCGAUAAUGCAUUUUGGCUUGAUGUAUACAUUAAAAAUUGAUGAAAAAUAUGUAAUUAGUAUUCUUUAUUAAUAUUAUUUAUAAAAUAAACCGGAGACGAUAUUUUAUUCUAAUUAUGUUAUAGAUUAUGAUCACGUUUUUAAAUUUUUUUGGUCUUUGAUAUAAAAUUUGUUAAAUAAUGAAAAAAUCUAGUUUCUAGAAAUAUAAGACAAUAUUUUUUUUUAUACAACUAGACUCCUUUCACAAGAUUAUUACAGUGGGCUUAUAAAGUAACGCAUAAAUAGAUUAUUAACAGUGAGCAAAAAAAUUAAAACAAGAUGUUUAUUGAUUUCAAUUAGAUUUUUUUCAGAAGAAUAAUCUAGUGCAAUUACAACUUUUCUAUUAUGGCGUGGGCAAAAGUUUUAAAUGAAAUACUUAAUACUAAGGCGAGUAUGAAGUUGAGCGAAGAUGCAGUUUCACUUCUCAAAAGUAUCCUCCACACUUUUCUAUCCAUUACUUUUUAUAGUGUCCCAAUCCAUUCAAUUUUUCUUUGUUUUGUCGUCAUCUUCAGUUCCUCAUUUCAUGUUUUUCUUAGUCUUCCUUAUGGUUUAUGCUGUUUGCUCUAACACCAUUUUGUCUUCCUCCAUUUCUGUAACAUGUCGAAACCAACUUAAUUGCGUUUCUUCUAUUUUAGUUUCUAUAAGUUUUCUAUCUUUAUUUUUCAUGUGCUUGUAUGUAUUAUUACUAUUCCUGUCCUUUUUCGUUCUUAUAUUUUCCUUGAAUAUCAAAGCUCCAUGUUAUGUAUCUUAUUUCUUUUGUGUUUUCAUUUCUUGAGGAAUCACUUUCUUAACCAGGACGAUAUUUUUGAUACUAAUAAAGAGUUUUUUAGCUGCUCGUGUUACCUUCUUCAUUUCAUCCUGAAUUCUCCCUUUAUUUUUGAACCUAGAUAUUUGAAGCUAUACACUUGUUCCAGUUUUGUUUUAUUUACGUAUAUUUAGAAAUUUUUUGUUGUUACUCAUUGAAGAAGUACUGACAAAACGACAGGGUGUUUUGUUUUUAAAUCAUAUCUAUUUAUUUAAGAGUAUUAUAAUCAGUCUCAAUUGGUUUUAUUCAUCUUAGGUUUAUUGACGUACAGUAACACAGUCUUCUAAUUAAGUAGGAAAUAUAACAAAAUAUAUCUUGAGAAAAAAUAUAGCUACUCACAAAAACCAUUUUGUCCAUAUAGUACGGACAAAAUGUGCACACAAGUCAAACCUUCGCUUCCUGAUCAUAUAUCAGAGCAUUUGUACACUGCCUCAAUCACUCCUCUGAUGGUAAAGCGUUUUUGGGCUGUAUUUAGUAAUAAUUCCUUGCGUAUUUAGAGUUAGAAGUCAAUAACAUUUGAGGGGUUUCAAUUUUUCUUCUUGGCCUCGAAUGAACUGCUCCUGUGGUGUUGACGAAAUAGUAGCAAAUGAAUAUGUCAGUAAUUGCUCUGAUGGACCUGGUCUCACACCGUCAUACCGUCAUCGACGCUCUCCAGCUAUCUCAACUGUAUUACACAUAUCUACGAGUACAUAUGUUGCUGAAUUCAGGUUCAUCACAUCAGAAUCAACAACUCCAAUAUCAGCAUUGGUGGUGACUUGCGUUGUGUUUUGUGAAGAACCUACUUCAUCGUAAUUUGUUGCUGAUGGAUUUAAAAUAGAUACAACAUCGUUACUAGGAUCUUCUUGGAUUGAAGAGGUGUUGAUACAUUCAGUUAAAGUCAAUCGUGAAGGAAAGUUUAAAUGCACUGUCUACAAUAUACUCCUGAUUCAAUGGAAUAUUUUUGGCCUCUGCCAAUCCAAACAUGUAGUCUGGAAAAAUAUCAAGAUUAACAAGUCUUUUUAAAACAAUUACUUUCAUACUGAAUAUUUGCUGCUUUUCCAAACACUCCUUUAAACAAAUACUCGAUUGUAAAUGGGUAACAACGCGCCCUGGAUGAUUUUUAGCCUAUUAGAAAUUUCUUGAUCGAAAUAUGUUUCUAGUGGUCCAUGAAUACAAAUAAUCAAGGGUUGCAUUCUAUUGGUGCACUUUGACGGUAAACACAACACUCUUAUACUAUUUUCUUUGGCAUAUGACUUCUAUGAUUUGAGUAAGUAUCACAAAUAAAUAAAACAGAACGUCUUUGCUAGAUUUCGUAAGUGCGUGUAAACGUUUCAACCUUUUUACAACUCUUUGUUCAUCUAUCCUGAUUCUUGUGCUAGCUCAAGAGUGCUGGUGGGAGUUUCAUGAACUAGUCCGUUUUCCAUGUUGUUUCUAUCAUACAUGGCCAAAUAAAUGAACCGAUAGCAUUGGCACAACACACUAUUGCCACAUUUGAAUCUCUCUCAGCUGCGAUGAGAAAGCAGACUUGUUUUCUAUCUUUGGUGGUUUCUGAACUGUAGUAAGCUCAGUUUCAUCCACAUUAAAUAUUCGGUGAGGUCCCAAAUUGUGAAUAUGGCUGUCGUCACGAAGACGUAACUAAAACCCCCCUUUUUUUUUAAUUCCUUCUCAGUUAUCCUCAUGUGGAUGUUCUCAAAUAUUGUAUUUUAUAUUAUUAAGUUUUUGUCUGUAGCGAUUGAUACCGAGUCAUCUGCAUAGAUUAUUUCCUUAUGUUUUGCUUGAUUUGGCUUCAUUUAUACUUUAAUGAAAAAAAGCAACCUUCCUAUUUUUCAAAUUUUGAAAAUUGCUACAAUGUGGAUACAAAACCCAAAAGUUACUUAUCUCAAUUCAUUUGAAAAAAAAAUACAAAUAUUGUAUUUAAUGUAGACUUCAGAUUUCAAAUAACUCCAUAAAAUGAAGUAUAUUAGAAAGAUAUUCACCCUGUUUACAGUACCACUACACCAACACUCACAAUUACACAAUCUGACGCGUGUUUCGAAAACCACAUUAUCGUAUUCACAGACUCAAGGUAAACUCAGUCUCUGAAAACGUGCGUUAUAUAGUGUAAUUGUGGGUGUUGGUGUAGUGGUAGUGUAAAAAUUGUGUUCGAUAAGUGAUUUAGUAGACUAGUUUACUUUUUUAUACUUCUGAUUCAUCGAUUUGAGAAUGUCCUGUCUAAAAACGGUUGAAUAACUACAUAAAUUUUAGUUAUUAUUGAUUCAGUACUUCCCCAACGUGUCCUAAUUCUCUAAUUAGGUAAUAUGUGUUUCUGGACGCAUUUCAGGAAAUUAUGUGCGAACUUUCGCUUAGUCCUCAUUACAUUAACAACUGAUCCGUUCAUUAAAUGCGGCUAUAUGAUAUAUUUGCAAUACUGAAUUGAUCUAGUAUAUUUAUAACUGUCAAAUUAGAAAACAAGUUGCCGGCUUUACUUUUUAGUACACUCCAAAAAAUCAGACAAUAUAUUUUAUUGUACCAUUGAUUGGUGCUAGAAAACUUAAAUUAUUACGUGUGUUUUUUUGAGUUAUGACACUAUUUGAGCGAUUACGUUUUUGUUCGCCCUUUAGUAUAAUGAAUCAGCUUGUCUUACGUUUUUGAUAUCAGCUUAGCAAAGAAAUUCAGAAUAUGUUCCAACUGAAGAAAAUCAUUACUAAAAGAUUAUUUCCCUUAUAUUAUAGAUUAAUAAUAAUGAUAUAAAAAAUUUUUUACGGAUUUUUUCAUCUUACUUACUGUUGAUUUACUAAUGAAUUUAUGCGUUAUUUUGUGGCUGGAUCAAAUAUAUUAUGUAUGAUUUCAUUUUAAAGCACUUUUAACUUCAAUAGCCAUCUAUAAUUCCAAAUGGGAUUUUAUCUAGUCAGGCUCUACAAUCUACAAUUUUUUUUCUUUAUUUGAAUUCAACUAACAAAUCAAUUCAUUCGUCCAUAUUUCUAAUAAGGCUGUGUUUAACAUUAAGCUAGAUAUUUGUGUCAGAUUUUAUGCAUACUGUGAUUUUUAUAUUAAAUAAGUGACUAUUUGUUUAGAAUAUGAACAAAUUUUAGAUAUAUCAAUAAAACAUAAUAUUUUA
Diorhabda sublineata is the source of this 6989-nucleotide messenger RNA. RefSeq lists its product as uncharacterized. Gene Ontology annotation, molecular function: zinc ion transmembrane transporter activity. Gene Ontology annotation, biological process: zinc ion transmembrane transport; intracellular zinc ion homeostasis; detoxification of zinc ion. Gene Ontology annotation, cellular component: membrane. Bases 191 to 1903 code for a protein of 570 amino acids. The transcript is spliced from 9 exons. Lineage: Eukaryota; Metazoa; Arthropoda; Insecta; Coleoptera; Chrysomelidae. The record is from RefSeq and is a predicted model, not a curated record.